This is a messenger RNA of Emys orbicularis (European pond turtle), 1533 nucleotides long. RefSeq names its product cell adhesion molecule 3 (gene CADM3). The coding region runs from base 1 to 1533 and encodes 510 amino acids. Gene Ontology annotation, cellular component: presynaptic membrane. The record is from RefSeq and is a predicted model, not a curated record. The transcript is spliced from 11 exons. Lineage: Eukaryota; Metazoa; Chordata; Testudines; Emydidae.
AUGCUGCCGCCGGCGCUGACCCUGCUGCUGCUCCUCGGCUGCCUGGCGGCGGGCAGCGGGACCCUCUCGCAGGAUGACACGGGGGAGGCUGCUGCAAAUAUCUGGCACCCGUACAAUGGAGCAGACUCUGCAGUGGUUGGUGGACCAGCAGAAGAAGCUGCAACAGAGCAUGCAAUCUUUCCAACAGGCACACCAGCUGGAGAGACAAUCCCUGCUGGCCUGGCAAGCAAAGCAACAGACGAGCUUGCAGAAAUUUAUCAGGGAGCAAGCACAAGUGCAGCAGCAGUUGCUUCAGACACUGAGAGCCAGCCCACAACAUCCGAUGAGACGGUGGUGGCAGGUGGCACCGUGGUGCUGAAGUGCAAGGUGGAGGAUCCCGACGACUCCUCACUGCAGUGGUCCAACCCAGCCCAGCAGACGCUGUACUUUGGGGAGAAACGAGCGCUCCGGGAUAACAGGAUCCAGCUGGUGAAGUCCACACCCAACGAGCUGGCCAUCAGCAUCAGCAACGUGGUGCUGGCAGACGAGGGCGAGUACACCUGCUCUAUCUUCACCAUGCCUGUGCGGACGGCCAAGGCCCUCGUCACCGUGCUGGGAAUCCCCCAGAACCCUCAAAUCUUUGGCUACGAGCUGCCCAUCCGAGAGACAGAGACGGCCCAGCUGACGUGUAGAUCCUCUGGCAGCAAGCCAGCUGCCCAGCUCCGCUGGAAGAAAGGCAACAAGGAGCUGCAGGGUGGGGCCCCCGAGGUGAUGGAAGAUUCCAACGGGAAAACCUUCACUGUCACCAGCCACGUUGAGUUCACCGUCACCAAAGAAGACAACGACGUGGAGGUGACCUGCACAGUGGAUCAUGAGUCCCUGCAGAACUCAGAGAGAUCCACCAGCCAGAAACUGCAGGUCCACUUUAAGCCAACGGCAACGAUCGAGCCGGACCCCCUCUACCCCCGGGAGGGCGAGGAGCUGCGGCUGCAGUGUGAAGCCCAGGGCAAUCCGAUCCCCCAGGAGUUCCUGUGGACGAAGGAGGGCAGCGAUGUCCCCCUGAAUCUAAACACCAACCGAGUCCUCACCCUCCCCUUCCUCAACAAGAGCGACAGCGGCACCUACAUCUGCAUGGCCACCAGCACCAUGGGCAGCGUCGUAGUGAGGUACAACCUGGACAUCAAUGAUUUUUCCCAGCUCCCCACCCCACAUGUUCACUCCACUCCAGCCCCUUCGUCAGGCCCUUCCCAGUUCACCACUCAUGUUACCAUGGCUACUGCUUCAUCCUUCACUCCAGUCGCUGUCCAAGACGCUAGCCCGAUGUCUUCCUCCUCUGGCACAUACCAUGCUGUGGUUGGUGGAGUGGUCGCAGUCAUCGUCUUUCUGCUGCUCAGCCUGCUCAUCGUCCUGGCACACUACCUAAUCAGGCACAAAGGUACCUACCUGACUCAUGAGGCCAAGGGAUCAGACGAUGCCCCGGAUGCUGACACUGCCAUCAUCAAUGCGGAGGGAGGCCAGGCCAGCGGCGAUGACAAAAAGGAAUAUUUCAUCUAG